Apus apus (common swift) is the source of this 1770-nucleotide messenger RNA. It is a transcript of the gene IL18RAP, whose product is annotated as interleukin 18 receptor accessory protein. The transcript is spliced from 10 exons. Bases 1 to 1770 code for a protein of 589 amino acids. The record is from RefSeq and is a predicted model, not a curated record. NCBI's taxonomy places the organism in Eukaryota, Metazoa, Chordata, Aves, Apodiformes, Apodidae. Gene Ontology annotation, molecular function: interleukin-1 receptor activity; interleukin-18 receptor activity. Gene Ontology annotation, biological process: interleukin-18-mediated signaling pathway.
AUGAUUCUUGAAGAAAACAUCUCAGAAUAUCAAACCAAAUUUAUACCAAAAAUCAUGCUCAGUUUGUGCUGGAUCCUAGCAGUGUUUGUCAGUGGGGCAGAAGUAAGAGAGAUUAACUUGCCAGGAUGUUCCUAUGUUGACCCUCAAAUAUGGUAUCAUGCAAUUAGUGAUGAGGACUUUGUUUUACAAUGUGCUUUACCAGAUAGAAUUGAUACUCAUAUUUAUGACAACUCAGUUCUAAAACAACAUCAGGUGAAAUGGUUCUGGCUCGAGAAAGACAAAGAGUCACCAAAGGCUAUCAAGAAAAACUCUAACCCUGCUCUCCAAGGAAAUGAACUUUGGUUUAAACCAGUAAGGGACAGUGCUUCUGGAAUGUACAUCUGUAUGAUAGGGGAAAAAAUCCAGUGUCUCAAAAUUUUUCUGGAGGUUCAAACAAAGAAGGCAGCCAAAUGUUCAGGUUAUGACUCAAAUGUGCUUUAUCUUCUUGCUGACAAUGGGAAUUCAAUAACUUGUCCUGGGACAAAAUGCUACAGCCAUAUGAAAAAGUCAGAUGUAAAAUGGUACAAGGAUGGUCGUCAGAUAAAGCGUAGAAAAACAAGACUAGGCCUAAAGCUUAGGCAUAAUGAAAUCUACUUGAAUCCAACCUAUGGUGAAGAUGCUGGAAUAUAUGUGUGUGAUUACACUUUCUAUGACAACACCACCGAGUGGACAAUGAGAACAGCAGUAACCGUAGAAGUCAUUGCAAAAAACACUAUCCACCCACCAAACUUCUUGUAUCCCAAAGGUGUUGUGAUCCUCGAAGCAGAGCUCGGAAAGCCACUUGAAUUGGAAUGCCAUGUACAGUUUGGGUAUGAAAGAGGUUCUCCAAGGAGGGUAACAUGGAAAAGAAACAACAAAGAAAGUAUAAAUGAGAACAUGAACGAGGAAACACGUGAUUAUCCAAAAGGUUUAAAGGGGCACACAGUUCUUUGUGUUGCAAAACUGGAAGAAGUCACUGAAAGGGACCUCAGAAGCAACUUCACAUGCUUUGCUGAGAAUUUGGUGGGGAAUGCCACCUCUGUGAUCCAGCUCAAAAGAAAGCAGAGAGGGUUUCUCUUAUACGUACUAUGCAGUGCUGUUUCUAUUCUAUUUGCAUUCCUUUUGUGCACUGCUUUUAUUUACCAGCACUGGAUUGAAAUAGUGCUGAUGUACCGAAGUUAUCUAGUCCAGAAUGAAACUACAGGAGAUGGCAAAGAAUUUGAUGCAUUUGUGUCCUAUGCAAAACUAGAUUCUUCUGAAAGUGACUCUACUUUAAUUAGUGAGGAGCAAUUUGCCCUGGAGCUUCUUCCAGAUAUACUGGAAAAUAAAUGUGGAUACAAGUUAUGCAUUCUUGAAAGAGAUAUUCUUCCAGGAGGAGCUUACACAGAUGAAGUUGUUACAGCUAUUAAACGAAGCAGACGAGCAAUAAUUAUUUUGAGCCCAGCCUAUGUCAGUGGACCAAGCAUCUUUGAACUGCAGGCAGCAGUGAACUGUGCAUUGGAAGACAAAAAGAUCAAACUGGUAUUAAUAAAGUUCCAGGCUUUCCAAGAGCCAGACACUUUGCCUCUAGUAGUGAAGAAAGCUCUUCGGAUUUUACCAGUCAUUACCUGGAAGUCUUCUAUUUCUGCUCCUCCAAACAAGAAGUUCUGGAAAUAUAUGCAUUAUCACAUGCCAGUGAAGACUACUAAGAUGUUGGGAAAUUGCAGCCUAAAGGAAUUUUUCCAUAGGUUAUUCAGCCUAGUAUAUCGGUAG